Manduca sexta (tobacco hornworm) is the source of this 576-nucleotide messenger RNA. RefSeq names its product thymus-specific serine protease-like. NCBI's taxonomy places the organism in Eukaryota, Metazoa, Arthropoda, Insecta, Lepidoptera, Sphingidae. The record is from RefSeq and is a predicted model, not a curated record. The transcript has 2 exons. Gene Ontology annotation, biological process: proteolysis. Bases 1 to 576 code for a protein of 191 amino acids. Gene Ontology annotation, molecular function: serine-type exopeptidase activity; dipeptidyl-peptidase activity.
AUGUAUGAACUGGCGAAAGAAACUAAGGGCGCGAUGUAUCUAUCAGAACAUCGAUAUUACGGUAAGAGCAUACCGUUUGACGAUUUGAGUACAGAGAACCUAAAAUACUUAAGUUCGAAGCAAGCACUAGCUGAUGUAGCAAAGCUGAUAGAGGAAAUAAAACUGUUACCUCAGUUUAAAUCGUCAAAAGUUGUCGUAGUGGGAGGAUCAUACGCAGGCAAUUUAGCGACUUGGAUGGAAUUGCUCUAUCCUCAAUUAAUAGAUGCCGCCAUUGCUAGUAGUGCUCCAGUUGUUGCAAAGAAAGAUUUCUACGAAUACUUAGAGAACGUUAGCGAGGAUUUUGAACAACAUGGUACUCCAAAUUGUCUCGAUAAAAUUGCGGAAAUAUUCAAAAGCAGCCUUUACGGUCCUACGUUUAAUGAACAAAGGAUUGAGGAAGGAGUCAAAAAUACUAACGAAUUAUUUGGAGGUCUAAAGCCAAAUGUUUCUAAUGUAGUGUUUGUGAAUGGUGAACUAGACCCUUACCAUAAACUUGGAGUUUUAGAAGACGUUUCUUAUGAUGCUCCGGCAAAGUGA